Messenger RNA from Lingula anatina, 1852 nucleotides. RefSeq lists its product as uncharacterized. Gene Ontology annotation, biological process: cell-matrix adhesion. NCBI's taxonomy places the organism in Eukaryota, Metazoa, Brachiopoda, Lingulata, Lingulida, Lingulidae. Gene Ontology annotation, molecular function: calcium ion binding. The record is from RefSeq and is a predicted model, not a curated record.
CGUCCCGUAUUCGGUGCUGUUUUGUGCGGCGCUGAUAUUUUUGAUAUCUUUCCAAAAAGUGAGGAAAGCCUGAGGUUUCGCCCAGUAAGGUCUGCUUUCCACAAUUUUUAAAUUAAGCUGUAGUGGGUGAGGUGGUGUCAUUAUUAUUCACCAGACAGCAUGUGAGAAACACAACUAACGUAGCAAGAAGAACGGUCUUCAAACUGAUAUUUUUAUCAUUUAAUUUAGACUGAUAUGUGGUACUAAAAUGCCACUGCGGAUAAUUCUCGCUGUGACAGGGACUUUUACCACGGUCCUUCUGUCAUAUUUUGGAGUGUCCAGUGGAUUAACAGGACAUGUUUGCAACAGAACAGAAGAGAGGAACUUUACAAGAAGUGUACAACUGUAUCGAUAUUGUAAUUAUUACAGAUCGUGUGGAUUCUGGGGAUUGAGCAGAUGUAUUAGAUACAGGUCCUGUAGUUCAUACGGCCUGACCUAUGAAAUGCGCAACGUGACAGUAGAGUACUGCUGUGAGGGGUGGUCUGCAGGAGUCAACGCCACAAACACUAGUAGCUGCGACAUACCCGUUUGUACAGCAGGGUGUGGGAAUAAUGGCGAAUGUAUAGCUCCCGACACCUGUAAAUGCCAGCCGCCUUACCAUGGACCUACCUGUAACGAAACCUAUGACCCCUGUCAAAUCACAAGGGAACUCGCGGUGGGUUUUGAGCGGAGCACAAAUAAUACGAACUUCACCGCAGACCCUAAAUGUGACUCUACCCUGCUUAGGACCUGGUAUAAGAUAGGCCACUCCGCCAUUUUUCAUAUGCCUACAACCUGCCCUGGGUCACCGGCUUGUGGGACCACUGGACCUGUUUGGGUGAAUACAACCAACACGACUAUACCAGCGGGUACCAUGGUAUCAUUAGAAGCAUGUGUUGGGUCUCCUGACAGCUGCUGUGAGUCUUUGCUGCCAGUGCAAAUUAAGAAUUGCACACUCUUUACGGUCUACUAUCUAAGUCCGACGUUAGCAUGCCCACAAUCCUAUUGUUUUGAGGUUCCCCCCUGCCUUGACUGUAACAGACCAGUGUGUCCAUAUGGGUACCGAUAUGACUACAAAACGAUAAGUUGUAAAGAUAUAGAUGAAUGCGCUCUCGAAAACGACGGGUGUAGGGACACUUGCAUUAACACCCACGGCUCCUACUACUGUGAAUGUAGGGACCCUGGUUUUACUCUGUCAGCCAACCGUCACACUUGUCGAGAUAUAAACGAAUGCGCUGUCAAUAACGGUGGUUGUGGUGACGUUUGCAUUAACACCUACGGCUCCUACAAGUGUGAAUGUAACGACGCUGGUUUCACGCUGUCAGCCGACCGUCACACUUGUCGAGAAAUCGAAUGGUGGGAAGACACACGGCUGUACCCCUUUGGAAAAAACGCUGGGGACAACAAUACACAGGACGACUUGAACCGGUUGGACUUGUCUUGGAUUAAUAGAAGGUGGCGGAACUAUGAUGAUGUCUGCCUAAGGGUGAAGUUACUCAGGGCAGGGUUUCCCUUCUUCAACGGACGACAUUACAACGUUCAUAUCUGCAACAAUGGCGUUCUACAGUUCAAACACGAAUGGAAACUUCGCAUGCCGUGGCGCUUUGGCACACGUUACUGGAUGAACCGCUAUGCUCAGAUCGCACCGUUUUGGGGCCGCAGUGACGCCACUUUAUUUUCACGAUUCAGUGUGAAUAGGAAUAAGACGCUGGUGUAUUAUCAAGUGUAUGAGAUGAAUGACGGGAAGCCUGGGACAGAAGCCAUCAUUGCCCGAGCUACGGCCGAUGUUAAACAUUACACCCAAAUAUAUAAGCAACCACUCACAGGUGAUUGA